CUCACACUCACAAAACUUCCGUACACAAGUACACAACAAGUCUCUACAACAAAAAUCCUAAAAAUAGUAAAAAAAAAAGACACUGAAAAUUAUAAAAAAAUAAAUAAAAAGACACAUUUAGUACAUAAACACCUUUAAAAAUAUAAAAAAAUACAUAAAAACUAAGAAUAAAAACAAGAACAAAGACGAUAGCCACACUAGUAUAUAGCGGUAUCGUUAGACUCUAGGAAUUGGACAGGGAGACUUUAUAUAGAAAAGUGAAACGCAAUGACGGAUGAUUCCAGUAAGAAGCAUAUAACGUACCAGGAAUCGAAAGAGUCACCACAGCAGGAUGUGGUACCCCAGGAGUCGCCACAGCAGGAUGUGGCACCCCCGGAGCUACCACUACAGGCUGUGGUACCCCAAGAGUCACUACAGCAGGAUGUGAAACCUCAGGAGGCGCCACAGCAGGAGGUGAUAACUCAGGAGGCAUCACAGCAGGAUGUGAGACCUCAGCAGUCAUUACUAAAUGAUGUGACAUUCGAGGAGUUAUCACUGCAUGAUGUGGCAAUCGAGGAGUCCUUAGUACAGGAUUCGGUACCCCGGGAGUCAUCACAACCCGAUAUGAAACUCCAGAAGUCAUCUGUGAAAGACCAACGGCUAGCGGAGAAAAAGCGGCAAGUUCAAGCAGCCUGCCUCCGACUGAAGCAACAAGAGCUUAAGGAGAAAAAGGAGAGAGAGGAGCUAUUGAAAGCGAUCCAGAAAGAUAUCUCACAAUACGAGACUGAGAAAUCCGAUUCAUCAACGAUAUACACCACAUCUGAAGCCACUUUAAAGGUAAACGAAUGUGACGUUCAAGAAGAAGAUGAGGAGAAGAUGAUGUUGGAGGAAAGUGAGAGCUCCUCCUCGGUUGCUUCCCCCAAGGAGCUUAGCGACUUGGACAGCGAGGAUUUCGAUGAUCCCAUGCGGAAGAAGGUUCAUGAUCUAAUGUUGGUGCCCAGCCUCUCUGAUUUUUCGGUGUCCGAAGACCGUGUCGUAAAACCCGUAAUGUCUAUGAAAUCAUUUGCCUCUUCUAUGCAUCUAAUCCGAACCGAGACUGACAGCUUGGAGUCUGAAUCCGAAUCGGAUAGCAUGGAGUCCCGGACUUCAAAUUUCGAGCCUGAAAGAGUGGGUGGUUCCAGCGAAUUAAUCGCUGCAAGUCCCAUGUCUGUCGAUAUCCAAGAAAUUGAGUUUGAUGAAAUCCAACCCGUGAAGAAGAGUAUAGAGUUCGCUGAGUUUCCCAUUGAUGUUUUUGUUAGGGAAUCCUCCAUUGUAGUGGAAGAUCCAUAUAUCGACGAGACCAUAACGAUUGUAAACGAUUUCUUUAACUUGCUCAUGAGAAAAGUAAUUGCUGAUGAAGAUCCCAACGAGGUAAAACGGAACAAGCUGGAUAAGAAUAAGCUUCACAAGGGCAUAUCCGACUGUGUGGCGCAGUACUUGGAAGUCGCGGCAAUGAACAAAAUUUUUAACGAUCUGAUGGCCGAACACUACCGUCUCAAUAAAAAUAUCCGCGUCUUAGCCGAGCUAUCGGAGGAGGAAAAUAUGAGCUACUACAAACGUUACAGAAUUGCAAUGGACAGUGUGGGGCAUGCAGAGGAACGCGUUGCCAUGGCCAAGGCCUUGGCCCACAGGGUGAUCGUUAAGGCGCAAUUAGAGCUGACUAGUGGCGUCCACUCUGCACUGGGCACCGAGCAUCGCUUCGAGCAGGAUGUCCGCCACAUCCUAGUCCGGCCAGAUUCCGAGACUGAUCUACUGAAGAGAUUGAUUGACCGCGAGCUGCGAUGGAUGCACCGCCACCGGGUAGAGAUCAGCUACAAAAGGUUUGUGCUGAUUAUGCUGCAACACGAUCUAGCCAAGUUAAAGGAAGAUAUACACAAGCUGGAUACGGUGGCUGAUCGUGUGAGCAUGCAGGACUUCUUAAGCCUGCAGGCUAAAGUCCAGCAUUUUCAACUAAAGAUUGAAGAUCGAAAUACUGAACUGAGCAAGUUGUGGGCGCAGUACCAAAAAGAUGUGUAUCAGGUUCAUAAUAACAGAGAAAAAACACUGGCACUGCAGGACAGACUAUUAAUUUUAAAAAGGCAGUUGGCCAUAAAGUUCGAAACUAAAAACUACCUUAAGAAGGAGCUGUUUGAAGAGAAAAUGAAGCACAUAAGAAUACGGGCGAAGAGCAACGAACUUGCCUUCCAGGGCGGCAUCCUUUCGAUGCCAUCUCUGAUGUCCGACUACGACAGGACAAUGGCAUACAUCGAGCAGAAGCAAAAGAGCAUUGCCGGACUCAAGGAAACCGUGAGAUCCCUUAACCAGCGCUUGGGUUCCCUGUCUUUGAAGAGUUCAUUAACCAAUGUAAUAGCGUAAUUUCACAAUAAAGCAACCAGAGAUGAAUCUUCUA
Molecule: messenger RNA, 2407 nt
Organism: Drosophila serrata
Lineage: Eukaryota; Metazoa; Arthropoda; Insecta; Diptera; Drosophilidae
Biological process (GO): cilium assembly
Cellular component (GO): ciliary basal body; axoneme
Source: RefSeq, a predicted model, not a curated record